UUUAAUGCUCCCAAUCCUCUUUGUGGGAGAGUGACGUCUGCUACAGUCAGAAACAGAGCUCAGCAGGCACCGGGGGAGCAGAGUGGAAGAGAGGCUCCCAAGCCUUGAGGGAAAGCAAGCAGGACUCAGACCAACUCAUCUACUCAAUGCCUGAACCUGGAUUUCUGAUGCUGGCAUCCUUUCAGAGGCGACUUAACCUAAAAACUCCUUACCCUGCUUGAUGGCCUUUUUGCCGUCCAUGAAGGAGUUUGUUAGAAGUGGAUUAUGAGCUCUCUUGAUCGCUGACAUUUUUUUCUUUUUAUAUUUGUUGCUGCCGUACCUGCCUUGGUCUUUCCAAGGGCAAGCUUAAACUGCGGGAAUAUCCCUGCUAACCUGAGUAUCUUAAAUUAUGGUUUAACUGCUGCUCAGAGAACCAAAACAACUAACAACUAGCCACCUGGUGCGAACACGCAAUCGAAGCAUCCCUGUUGAUGAGGGCAUAUAACUGAACAACGCUUUGACUGUCUCUUGAGAUCUGCCGGUGUUUACGUGGAGUGCAAGAGCGUGAUUUCAGUUGUAUGCAAAAAAUCUGAAGAGGAGUGUGCGUGUGGGUCACAGACCUGGAUUUCCAAGAGAUGGAGGGUCAUUGCUAUGACCGCAUCGGAGAGAGCGACAGGGACAGUUACCAAAUAGACUACAGAAGGAUUGUAGGUGACAUGGAACCGGCACGGCCUCGGGUGGCAAACAGAGACGGGGAGCAGUCUCAGCACUCCUUCUUGGCGUACGCACACCAGACGUCGCACGGACAUGGGCACGAGACUGCAGCCCAGAGGUACAGCGCCACACGAAUCCAGGCUGGAUAUGAACCGGAGAGCAUGGCCGACUACCUGAUCAGCGGUGGAACAGGUUAUGUUCCCGAGGAUGGGCUCACAGCACAGCAACUUUUUGCUAUUGGAGAUGGGCUGACAUACAAUGAUUUCCUUAUCCUCCCUGGUUUCAUAGAUUUCACUUCUGAUGAGGUGGAUCUAACUUCUGCUCUGACAAGAAAGAUCACUCUGAAGACACCUCUGAUUUCAUCUCCCAUGGAUACAGUCACGGAGUCAUCCAUGGCAAUUGCCAUGGCACUGAUGGGUGGGAUUGGAAUAAUCCAUCACAACUGCACUGCUGAAUUCCAGGCUAACGAGGUGCGGAGAGUCAAGAAAUUUGAGCAAGGCUUCAUCACAGACCCAGUGGUAAUGAGUCCCCAUCACACAGUGGGGGAUGUGUUUGAAGCUAAGCAACGCCAUGGUUUCUCUGGGAUCCCAGUGACGGAGACAGGCAAGAUGGGCAGCAAGCUGGUUGGCAUUGUGACCUCCAGAGAUAUAGACUUUUUGUCCGAGAAGGAUUAUGAAAAACUUCUGGAAGAGGCCAUGACAAAAAGGGAAGACCUAGUUGUUGCGCCAGCUGGAGUUACGCUGAAAGAGGCUAACGACAUACUGCAGCGAAGCAAGAAAGGCAAGCUUCCCAUUGUAAAUGACAACGACGAGCUUGUUUCCAUCAUAGCAAGAACUGACCUGAAGAAGAACAGAGAUUAUCCUCUGGCUUCCAAGGACUCUCGCAAGCAGCUGCUGUGUGGGGCUGCCAUUGGUACCAGGGAGGAUGACAAAUACAGACUAGAUCUCCUCAUGCAGGCUGGAGUAGAUGUGGUGGUUCUGGACUCAUCUCAAGGAAACUCGGUUUAUCAGAUUAACAUGAUAAACUAUAUAAAACAGAAGUAUCCCGAUCUGCAAGUGGUUGGAGGAAACGUGGUGACAGCUGCUCAGGCUAAAAACCUCAUAGAUGCUGGUGUGGAUGCGCUUAGGGUUGGGAUGGGCUGUGGCUCUAUCUGCAUUACCCAGGAAGUAAUGGCAUGUGGACGGCCCCAAGGAACAUCCGUUUACAAAGUUGCAGAGUAUGCCAGACGUUUUGGAGUACCAGUAAUCGCUGAUGGAGGCAUUCAGACAGUAGGGCAUGUGGUGAAAGCUCUUGCCCUGGGAGCAUCUACAGUGAUGAUGGGGUCUUUGUUAGCAGCAACCACUGAGGCUCCUGGAGAAUAUUUCUUUUCGGAUGGUGUGCGCCUCAAGAAAUACAGAGGAAUGGGCUCCUUGGAUGCCAUGGAGAAGAAUAACAGUCAAAAGCGUUACUUCAGUGAGGGAGAUAAAGUGAAAGUGGCUCAAGGUGUCUCGGGAUCAGUUCAAGACAAAGGCUCUGUCCAAAAGUUUGUUCCUUAUCUCAUUGCGGGGAUACAGCAUGGCUGUCAGGACAUUGGGGCCAGAAGUCUGUCCAUCUUAAGGUCAAUGAUGUAUUCAGGAGAGUUGAAGUUUGAGAAGAGAACCAUGUCUGCUCAGAUGGAGGGGGGAGUUCAUGGCCUUCACUCAUAUUCUUUUGUGCCAUUUACAAGAAGUGGCUUCAGUGAGGCAGGAGGACGAGGAAACACAAGAUCAGGACCUAAUGUCCCCACCCCGGCAGCUAUGAGCCGCUGCAAUGGACUCAUGUGAAUAGACAACCGAUGCCAAGUUGAUAUGGCAUCUUUAGAAAUGGUCUCUUUGAGUUAAGAGAGGGUGAAAGAGCAAGGUCAUAGAGGGCAGAAUGUCAAACUUAUGUAUAUAUGGAUCAUCCAAUUAACUCUAUCUGUCUUAUGUAUUUGCAAAGGUAGAGGGUUGGAAACGUUUCUAACUCUGUUCUGCUGGAUCCUUUCAUUACACAACACAUGCACUCACCUACUUUAGUACGGUUAUUACUGGUGAUAUAAUGAAAAGCCGCUCUAUCAAACAAGGUACAGGUAAAAUGCAGUUUUUUUUUCUUUUGCAGGAGUCAGUUUUCUUUAAUUGACAUAUAGUUCAACCUCAGAAUUCAACAUGUCACAAUUACUGUAUGGUCAGUAUAUAUUUCCUUUUUAGAUAUUUUUAGAAAUACACACAAAUUGUAAAUUACAAUAGGCAAAUGCUGGAGAAUCUCUUUGAAUUUCAUAUCGGAUCUCUGUGUAACUCUUUUGUAGAUAUUUACUAAAGCUAAGCAUUGCACAGAGUUCAUUGUACACAUUUGUACAAAAGUGUUUUCAAGGUUCAAUAAGCUGUGGUCUCGUCUUUAAUUUCUCCUUAAUUUCCCUCAUUUGCAUCCACCUUACAUCGUUGACAAACGUCUAUCAUCUACAACGUUUCAUUAUUAGUAAGACAAUACUUGGUAUUAUGUCUAUUCUGUCUCAAUGUUAAAAAGAAAGUAAACACUAAAAACACUUAAAUCUGGUUAUUGAAACGAUACAGUAAUCUCACCUGGUCAAUUUACAUCGGUUUACUUAUUUUGAGCAAUUAACUAUUUUAAAGUUUAUGCAAUGGUUCAAAAUGUUUAUUUUUUUAAAAAUCUGUCUGUUAAUACAUUUGGUACCAUACAUAUCACCAAGUAGUUAUUACAAUUAUAUUAACGGCAUGUAGGAAACUUUGCAUCUGGUUCAGCUUAUUAAGUUAUUGUUCUUAGCAACAUUUUGGCAAAAACAUUGUUAUUUUGCAUCUAAAUAAAACUGGAAAUUUCUGUUUGAGUUGUAAAUAGCAUGGUCAUAAUAAAAAAAAAGUAUUUUGAGGUA
This is a messenger RNA of Fundulus heteroclitus (mummichog), 3577 nucleotides long. Its product is annotated as inosine-5'-monophosphate dehydrogenase 1a. Bases 615 to 2495 code for a protein of 626 amino acids. The record is from RefSeq and is a predicted model, not a curated record. Lineage: Eukaryota; Metazoa; Chordata; Actinopteri; Cyprinodontiformes; Fundulidae. Gene Ontology annotation, cellular component: cytoplasm. Gene Ontology annotation, biological process: GTP biosynthetic process. The transcript has 16 exons. Gene Ontology annotation, molecular function: IMP dehydrogenase activity.